CCGGAGCCAGUCCAGACUGGGUGCCUGAGAUGCGCUGGCACGCGCAUUCCAGCGGCUGCGGGGAAUCCACCUUUUCUCUCUUUUCCUUGGGAUCCCUUUGUUCCUCUGGCGUUUGUCUUCUCCGACCGAUUCCUCUGGACGCGUUCCGGGGCCUUGAUCGACACGAGCUUGGGUCGUGUUGGGUGAUGCGUCCAUAUUACAACGGGCUGGUUCCUUCUUGCCGCACGUUUGUUUUCCUUUUGGUUUUAUCGCGCCUCUCCCUUUCCCAUACACCUACCUUCAGAACCAUCCUGAUUCACUGUUCGAGUCUACAGCCUUGGGUCAAGUCUAGUUGGCCACUGUUAAAGGACAAGAAAACAAUACCAAGUCCAUAUCACCAUCCUCUCCGACCUGCUUGUCAUGACCGACCAUCCGAUGCAGACCGCGGAAUCGCGCGGAUCCUGCAACAUCCUCCGCAGCCGAUCGCUCGAGAGCACCUGCGUCUUCCGGCGCUUUUCGCAGUGGCUCUGGUCCAGCUGGACCGCCGUGCCCUCCGAAUCGCAGUCCACCGUCCAGAAUGCUGCUCGACGGGGAAAUGACCCAAACUACAGUCUGGCGCCUGGCAAGCCCGCUGGCGACACGACGCCGCGUUACAUCCCCAACGAUGAACCCCCGCAGGAACAAAUCGCCGAGCGGGAGAAUUAUCCCUGCAAGGCCUGCCAAGCGUGGGGAGUGACAUGCGAUCGCCAGCGACCGCGAUGCGCCCACUGUCUCGACCAGCAAAUCCUGUGCUUCUACGUGGCCCCCUUGCCGAAGACCAUCCGGCGGCCCAAGCAACCUGCAUCGUCGCAUCCGACGCGACCGAGAGCGUCGGUCGGGGCGAGCGGAUGAGUAGAUGAUCGAAUCGCGAUGAUCGCGAUUGAGCUCGGGUAUCGUCGCGCUAUGCCAGGGCCCUCCCCGGAUGGCGUCAUGAACGGCCGCUGGUGGCUUUUCUCCUCGUCAUUUUCUACCUGCACAUAUUUCUUCUUUGCUAGCUUAGAAGCGACUAAUCACGGGGUGUUUGAUUUUGGUGGCGACUGCGUUGCUCUUUUGUAAAUGUCCCAAUCGCUUCCACUUAUUACAUGGCUCUCUCCAUGUUGGGUAAAUUGUCGGUUAGAAGCCUUGACGACAGGCAGAACUGUGACUCAACUAUCCACAAGCCAUUUCUAGAU
This is a messenger RNA of Aspergillus steynii IBT 23096, 1190 nucleotides long. RefSeq lists its product as uncharacterized. Gene Ontology annotation, molecular function: zinc ion binding; DNA-binding transcription factor activity, RNA polymerase II-specific. The transcript has 2 exons. The record is from RefSeq and is a predicted model, not a curated record. Bases 400 to 870 code for a protein of 156 amino acids. Gene Ontology annotation, biological process: regulation of DNA-templated transcription. NCBI's taxonomy places the organism in Eukaryota, Fungi, Ascomycota, Eurotiomycetes, Eurotiales, Aspergillaceae.